This is a messenger RNA of Eleginops maclovinus (Patagonian blennie), 2114 nucleotides long. RefSeq lists its product as uncharacterized. The transcript is spliced from 6 exons. Bases 560 to 1198 code for a protein of 212 amino acids. NCBI's taxonomy places the organism in Eukaryota, Metazoa, Chordata, Actinopteri, Perciformes, Eleginopidae. The record is from RefSeq and is a predicted model, not a curated record.
AACACUAUUGUAUUGUGCCAUUUAAACUUUAAGGUUUGGUAAAUUAUUAUUUAUUAUAUUAUUUUAUUUUAUUUUGGAAAAAGUAAAUAAUGUAUAUAUUUGUGUUUGCAUUAUUGUUAUAUAGUAAUACACAUAAUAAUAAGUAUAUACAUUUUUAUAGGUUAAUGCAAAAAGUAAAAUAUUAAACGUACUAAUAAUAUUCAUGGCCCUUUCAAUGUUAUUUUAUCUGAAAAUAUAUACAAAAAUAGCCUACCCCUGUUAUAGUAUAUUUUGUUGCACAGGCACACAUAAGAUUACGAUAACGAUUUUAAUGAAAUGUAUUAUAAUAUAUAUGCCGCAGACAGGGUCCUUGCAGGUCACAGGUUACAGCCAGGGGGUUGGAAGCAGCUGACUGAACAGGGAGGAGCAGUCGCUUUUUUUUUCCGGGAUUUCAUUCCUGUGUUUUCCGCUACGUUUUAACCCAAAUAUCGUCUUUAACCAAAAUAAAGUGGCAUCGAAAAACGUAUUAAAACCGUAGCUGCAGCUUAUUUUGGCGACUGUCAAAUUAGUUUCAACCACAAUGAGAAGCUGGAAGAAUCACGUGCGUGGUGAACUGCAACAGAGAGACCAAACUGAGAAACUGCCUUUCAUCGGCGUGUUCACAAGCUUGUCUCAGAUGGAGGAACGGUUUGAAUUUCGCAAAACAUUUUUGGAUGAUGUUCAGUCUAAGAGUUGGAAAGACACCAGACUGCUUCAACUCCAACUGAGGGAGAGUGAACACCUGGCAGAAAAGCUGUCUCAGACCGUCUCUGACCUGACCACCGUCCUGUAUCUGAAAGAGGCCGAGCUGCAAUACUGGCAGUCACGUGUUUCCCACUACCGCCAAGAGGCCCUUUCUCUGGCUAAAAGGAGUAACACAUUGAAGACGACUCUAUCAGAAUUUGAGUACACCAUUGAGUGUCAAUCCAAAGAGUUGGCAGCCCUGCGUAACGAGCAGAAAGGAAUAAAUGAGGCGUUGGCACUGGCCUGCAGAGAGAAAGAUGAACUCUUGCAACGCUGGAUGGAAGAGAAGAGGGAGGAGGCAGACAGGUUGAAUAAGUACAACGAUGCACAGGAAAGGUGGCAACGUGUCGCCAAACAUCUGAAGAAGCACCUCCAUAGUGAAAGAAAAAAAGAGUUUGUUCCCAUUGUGACGAACUCUUGGUAUGGCGAAAAAUGAAUGCCUACAUCCGCGAUUCAGAGUAAGCAUCAACAAUCUCUUCAAAAUAAAAAUGCAUAAUGCAGCAGGUGCAAACAAAUGGCUGCCUCUUAAUUAAAGAGCGCUUUCAUCAAAAGCAUCCCAAUGACCUUCCUAAUUAUGGAUGUCUAGUUGAUGAGGUCAAGACAAUGUUAUCGUGAUCAACGAAGCUCUAAUGGCACCGAUGAGGGCUCAUUUAGUCUCAUCAAAUAACUCAGUGGGCUUUUAGAGAAUAUUACCAGAAGCCAAUCACUCGAGUGACUGUUCAGUGCCUCAUAUCCACAUACAGUAUAGCUGCUUGUUCUCCUAAAAAUCAUAUCCCCAUACAACACAACUGUCCAUUACUUUUAAUGGAAACAUAUCUCCUGGAUUGUUUGUUUUUGACGUAUUAUAAAUAGUCUGCAGAACACAAGGUCCUGGUGGAUGGGUCAAACAAAUGGAGGUUUUUGCACAAAGAAGAUUGGUGAUAUGUUUCCCUCCAAAAAGUAAUUAGAAAUGCAAUUCGGAAGACUAUAUUGUAGGAGACAGGUUAGCAUACUUGCAUCUGGUACCUUGACUUUAUCAUAAUCUUUAUGAAAGUACUGGCCCAGACUAUAAUGUCACUGGAGAAGGCAGCCAUUUCUAUGCAUACAUGUGCUUAAACAUGAUCAUCGGGAACCUGUGACUACUUUUUUGAUUUUAGGAUUCAUUUUUAAUUCCUGGUAUUUUCUCUGAGAAUUUACCAACCUUGGGGAGGGUACAUGCUUAUUUGAGUAUGUUAAGACUGGAUAUGUUAUGUCUUUUAGGCCAAUAAAAGGAACAAGGGUUUGGUAUCAAUGUGGGUGCCUGCCUUACUUAGAAGCCCUGGAUUGUAUCCUCCUCAGCUGUGUGUUGAAGGUAACCAUGUUUUUUUCAUUCU